CCGCCAUCUGAGGAGAACGAAGGGCGCUGGCUCACCGCUGUUCAAUCAAAAUAAGAUUUUUGCUUGAUUAAGUCGGGCCAGAAAUCAAACAGAAUGGCUUAUAAGGAUUCUGGCAAAGUUCCCACUGAGGAGGCUCAGAUUCAUCGUAUCCGAAUCACUCUGACAAGUCGCAAUGUAAAAAGUCUUGAAAAAGUGUGUGCUGAUCUGAUAAAGGGGGCUAAGGAGAAGCAGCUAAAGGUUAAAGGCCCUGUGCGCAUGCCCACGAAAAUUUUGAGGAUAACCACCCGUAAAACUCCCUGUGGAGAAGGAUCCAAGACUUGGGAUCGAUACCAGAUGAGGAUACACAAGAGGCUCAUUGAUCUUCACAGCCCCUCAGAAAUUGUCAAACAGAUUACCUCCAUCAGCAUCGAACCAGGUGUGGAAGUGGAAGUAACCAUUGCUGAUGCAUGAAUGGGAAGUAACCAGGGUCUCUCCAUUUUGAAACAGGAAUAAAAGUUUAA
Liolophura sinensis is the source of this 500-nucleotide messenger RNA. Its product is annotated as small ribosomal subunit protein uS10. The record is from RefSeq and is a predicted model, not a curated record. The transcript is spliced from 4 exons. Gene Ontology annotation, molecular function: structural constituent of ribosome. The coding region runs from base 94 to 450 and encodes 118 amino acids. Gene Ontology annotation, cellular component: ribosome; small ribosomal subunit. Gene Ontology annotation, biological process: translation. Lineage: Eukaryota; Metazoa; Mollusca; Polyplacophora; Chitonida; Chitonidae.